Messenger RNA from Sinocyclocheilus grahami, 902 nucleotides. Its product is annotated as S-acyl fatty acid synthase thioesterase, medium chain-like. The transcript is spliced from 6 exons. NCBI's taxonomy places the organism in Eukaryota, Metazoa, Chordata, Actinopteri, Cypriniformes, Cyprinidae. The coding region runs from base 249 to 728 and encodes 159 amino acids. The record is from RefSeq and is a predicted model, not a curated record. Gene Ontology annotation, biological process: lipid biosynthetic process.
UGGCAGCAGUGUGCUUAGCGUGUAUGCGAUUACCAAAGAAGAAGAUUGUACAGGAUAUAUUCUGCACUAUAAACAGGAAUGGAUAAAGUCAUAACCUGUUUCAACAAGUGCCCAGAUGCUCUGGUCCGUCUCAUCUGUUUUCCCUGGGCAGGUGGAGGCUCUAUCCAUUAUGCUCGCUGGACCAAAACUCUCAACAACUCGAUUGAAGAUAACUCCCCUAUUAAAAAACGGGGUGUGGUUUUGGAGCUAUGACCUGCUUUGCUUUUGCCGAGCACGUAAACAAGGUCUACAAUCUUGAGCCGAUCCACAUGUUUCUCUCUGGAGCCUCUGCACCAUAUUCUGAGGCUAGACUGCAAGCACCAAGAAGAAGCUAUCUGUCAGAUAAAGAGUUUCUUGUGUGGGUAACUUCUAUUGGAGGCACACCACCAGAGAUACUGGCCAAUGCUGAGCUCGCCAAACUCUUCUUACCUGCUCUGAAAGUAGACCUCUUUGUAGCGGAAAAUUAUAGAUGUAGCAGACCGUCAACACCCAUCCUGUCAUGUCCAUGCUUUGACGGAAAAGAGGAUGCACCCCAUGACUUACAAGCUUGGAAGGACAUGACAAAUGGUGACUUCACUGUGCAGAUGCUUCCUGGAUCUCAUUUUUACUUGAAAGAAGAAGCAAAUGAAAAAUAUGUACUGGACCACAUCACAAAACAUCUUGAGACAGCAGAGAUGGACUAUCUAUAAAAACCCUGCCUUUCAUUAUUUAACUGCAAACAUGAUACAUUUAUGAUAUAACAACAAAUGUAUUCUGAAUUUAUAUUUGCUAAUGGAACACAUUUUCUUGUGACUGUAAAAAAAAAAUCUGAAUAGACACAGAAAAUAAACCAAUUAAUGCCAAAAUUAAUCUGUCCAUUAAUU